Messenger RNA from Rhopilema esculentum, 1330 nucleotides. RefSeq lists its product as uncharacterized. The record is from RefSeq and is a predicted model, not a curated record. NCBI's taxonomy places the organism in Eukaryota, Metazoa, Cnidaria, Scyphozoa, Rhizostomeae, Rhizostomatidae.
GGAUCACCCACCCUUUUGCAUGUGACUCAACAAAACGUGGAACGGUUCCAUACCGUAAUACUCCAUAUUGACAUCAGAGCACACUGAUAGAUCAGGUUAUCAGAAGACACUGAAAGAUGGCUGUAACGAAGAAUAUUUGGCUUAUUUUAACUUUCGGCGUUCUAGCAAGCGCCGCAUUUCUCACGUCAUCAAGGAAGGUCCUAAGCGCGAAAGACAGAAAAUGCUUCCAACGGUUGAGAACAUUCGGAUCACGCCUAUUCACUUGCUGUGAUGGAAGAAUCGUGUAUAAACCAAAUUCAGUCUCCUAUUGCUGUGGUAACCAGGCUUAUGACCCCCUGAGGCAUAUCUGUUGUGGAAAUCAAGUGUAUCGCAAGAAAGAAAGGUACUACACAUGUUGCGGUGACGAGCCAUAUAGCCCCUCUAAACAAGGAUGUUGUGGAAACCAACUGAUCAAUAGGGCGGGAGAAGGCUGUUGCCGAAACGUCAAAUACAACAAAACAAUGGAUGCUUGUUGUGAAGGGAAUGUGGUGCCUAAACUUGGUGGGGAUACUUGUUGUGGACCUUUCGUGUACAAAAACGAUGAAUUCAUCUGUUGCUCAGGAUUUUUGCAGCCUUUCUCUUCUGGUGGCCAAGAUCAUUCGAAAUGCUGCCUGACUGAUUCUUAUGAUUCUAGAACACACAUUUGUUGCAACUUGAAGAUCACAAAGAAGAAGAAUUCACAAGAUAGCGGUUGUUGCUAUGGAAGGACCUACAACAUCAAAACCCAGUAUUGUUGUACUGGGCAAAUCCUUGAUCGCAAACCUGGUGAGGAUUCAGCAUGUUGCAAUAGUGCCACAUCUUCCUUAAGUUACGACAGAAACAAGCAAAUUUGCUGCCGAGGAAAUCUUCAGCUAAAAAAGUGGGGCAAAAACACUGGCUGUUGUGAAGGGAAAAUAUUUGAUUUGAACACAGAGCUUUGUUGUGAUUCAGAAAUAAAGAGGAAGUCUCCAGGAAAGGACAGAUGUUGUGGAUCGUUUCUAUACAGUGGGGAAAACUACUUAUGUUGCAAAACAAGGCUGUUUUACAAACCUAGCAGAUUCUUUCUUUGUUGCAAUGAAGCAACAUUUGACAACAGAUAUUACAGCUGCACAGAAGGGAAAAUCAUUCCACGUGGAGGGGGAGCUUAAAGAAAUUUGAACUCCAGAAAACAACACAGACACAAUUGAAUUAUUUUUUUUAGCUAAUCCUAAUAGCUUGAAGUCAUAUAGCAGGGAGGAGCAUUUUAAAAAUUUUCCAAAACUGUAUUUGUUGCAGAAAACAACAGCAAAACCCAUACAAUAAGCAUCACAAU